CGGCGCAGCCCCGGCCCGGCGCGCGCGGGGGGGAGGAGCUGCGGCGGCCGCGGCCACGGCCACUCGGGCAGGUCGGCGGCGCCGCGGGAACCCGCCGACGGCGCGGACUGCUGGUCCCCGCGCGCAGGAGGCGCGGGCGGCCCUGGGGCCAUGGAGCCUGGUGACGCGGCGCGCCUCGGCCGGGGCCGGGCGGCCCGGGCGCUGCCACCGCGGCUGCUGCUGCUGCCGCUGCUGCCGCUGCUGCUGGGUCGGGGGCUGCGCGCCGCGGCCUCGGCCUCCUCCUCUGGGGCGGCGGCCGAGGACAGCAGCGCCAUGGAGGAGCUCGCCACUGAGAAGGAGGCGGAGGAGAGCCACCGGCAAGACAGCGUGAGCCUGCUCACCUUCAUCCUGCUGCUCACGCUCACCAUCCUCACCAUCUGGCUCUUCAAGCACCGCCGGGUGCGCUUCCUGCACGAGACCGGGCUGGCCAUGAUCUACGGGCUCAUCGUGGGCGUGAUCCUGAGGUAUGGCACCCCCGCCACCGGUGGUCAUGACAAGUCAGUGAGCUGUACUCAGGAAGACAGGGCCUUCAGCACCUUAUUAGUGAACGUCAGUGGGAAGUUCUUCGAAUACACCCUGAAAGGAGAAAUCAGCCCUGGCAAGAUCAACAGCGUAGAGCAGAAUGACAUAUUGAGGAAGGUAACGUUUGAUCCAGAGGUCUUUUUCAACAUUCUCCUGCCUCCGAUUAUUUUCCAUGCCGGCUACAGUUUAAAGAAGAGACACUUUUUCAGAAAUCUCGGGUCUAUUCUGGCUUAUGCUUUCUUGGGGACUGCCGUUUCCUGCUUCAUUAUUGGGAAUCUCAUGUACGGUGUAGUGAAGCUCAUGAAAGUCGUGGGGCAGCUCUCGGAUAAGUUUUACUACACAGACUGUCUCUUUUUCGGAGCCAUCAUCUCUGCCACUGACCCAGUGACCGUACUGGCGAUAUUUAACGAACUGCACGCAGACGUGGACCUCUACGCACUCCUGUUUGGAGAAAGCGUCCUCAAUGAUGCUGUUGCCAUUGUCCUGUCCUCGUCUAUUGUUGCCUACCAGCCAGCGGGGCUGAACACUCAUGCCUUUGAUGCUGCUGCCUUUUUUAAAUCGGUGGGCAUCUUCCUAGGUAUAUUCAGUGGCUCUUUUACCAUGGGAGCCGUAACUGGCGUCCCGAGUUCCUUGACGGGUGGGGCCCACGUGACCAAGUUCACCAAGCUGCACUGCUUCCCCCUCCUGGAGACGGCACUCUUCUUCCUGAUGUCCUGGAGCACGUUCCUUUUGGCGGAAGCCUGUGGCUUUACAGGCGUUGUGGCUGUCCUUUUCUGUGGCAUCACGCAGGCUCAUUACACCUACAACAAUCUGUCGGUGGAAUCAAGAAGUCGAACGAAGCAGCUCUUUGAGGUGUUACACUUCCUGGCAGAGAACUUCAUCUUCUCCUACAUGGGCCUGGCUCUCUUUACCUUCCAGAAGCAUGUCUUCAGCCCCGUUUUCAUCAUUGGAGCUUUUGUUGCCAUCUUCCUGGGCCGAGCUGCACACAUCUACCCGCUCUCCUUCUUCCUCAACUUGGGCAGAAGGCAUAAGAUUGGCUGGAACUUUCAACACAUGAUGAUGUUUUCAGGCCUCAGGGGCGCGAUGGCAUUUGCGCUGGCCAUCCGCGACACGGCAUCCUACGCUCGCCAGAUGAUGUUCACGACCACCCUCCUCAUCGUCUUCUUCACUGUCUGGAUCAUUGGCGGAGGCACAACACCCAUGCUGUCGUGGCUUAACAUAAGAGUUGGCGUCGAGGAGCCCUCCGAAGAGGACCAGAACGAACGCCGCUCACAGUACUUCAGAGUCGGAGUUGACCCAGAUCAAGACCCACCACCCAACAACGACAGCUUUCAAGUCUUACAAGGGGAUGGUCCGGAUUCUGCCAGAGGGAACCGGACGAAGCAGGAGAGUGCGUGGCUCUUCAGGCUGUGGUACAGCUUUGACCACAAUUACUUGAAGCCCAUCCUCACACACACCGGCCCCCCCUUAACCACCACGCUGCCCGCCUGGUGUGGCCUGCUCGCUCGGUGUCUGACCAGUCCCCAGGUAUACGACAACCAAGAGCCGCUGAGAGAGGAAGACUCCGACUUCAUCCUGACCGAGGGCGACCUCACCUUGACCUACGGGGACAGCACAGUGACUGCAAACGGCUCCUCAGGCUCCCACACGGCCUCCACGAGCCUCGAGGGCAGUCGGAGAACCAAGAGCAGCUCCGAGGAGGUGCUGGACCGAGCCCUGGGGAUGGGAGACCAGCCGGUUUCGAGCCGGGGCACGCGCCUAGUGUUCCCCCUGGAGGACAAUGCGUGACUCCCCCCUCCCCCCACCCCAGAGCCUGCAGCGAUGAGGGGCGGCCCACCGGCAGGGUGAGGACGGCUGCAAGCCCCAGGGUUGUUUGAGGCGGGGCACUGACUGAGUGGAACUAACGCUUCUGUUUUAUUGGGGUCUGAAGCUAUCUUAAUAACCUUUACAAUUUAACCCAAGAUGGUGGGGCUAAAGUGUCUCUAAAUCAAGACAGAUGCAGACCUAUUCCCACUUUUUCAUAUAGUAGUGUGCUGUUCAGAGUUAAACAAACAAACAAACAAAUAGCAUGCUUUAAUGGUCUAACUCAUUCACCUGCAGUAUCUGAACAAGGUGUGGGGCGGGUGGGGGGGGGGGUUGGAGUCCCCCCAGGAGAGGCUUCAGAUCCGUACACAGCAGUGCAAGCCUGGCUGGCUGCAGGAAUAGCAAGGUGGAGGAGAGCAGGCUAGAAGAACGAUCGAGAAGGAAGGCAGCUGAGACCGGACCUCCAAGGAUGACAGGAAGCGGGUGGUAAAUGGGGCGGAACUCACGAAGAAGCAAUUGCCGCAGGCGCUUCUGGCACCGAGGGCUGCGGGACUGCGACCUCACGUCAGGCUUCUGGACUCUUUUUGCAACCCGGGUUUCCUCUAGACUGAAGAAUGGAAAUCUAUCCGUGAACAUUUCGACAUGGGGAAAGAAUGAGAAUUCCUUCUCUGGAAGCCUCCAUCCAGAAGAAGCUACCAAAAGCAAAACCAAAGGGAAAAAUCGUGUUACACUGGUGGGUUUUUCACAUUAAUCUGGGAACAGCAGAAACUGGUUAGAAACUGAUGACGAAAAAUCAGUCAAUUCUUCAGGGCCACCGUACAAGCUGACUGCCUGGCAAAUGAUUCCGAGGGCCGAGAUACCUACUGUGGGUUUAGGAACAACACCGAAAUUGGUUGGGAUGCUUUUAUCUGGGGACGAGAAAGCAAAAAGAAGCCUAGGAGGCAGUAGGCUAGUAUUGGGGGGGCGGGGGUGGGAAUCACACUGCGAACAAAAUUAACUGCAAAAACGAAAUACAGGAUACUGUUCUAAAGACCCGAGUAGAAUUCCAAACCUUGAGCCAACAAAUGCAUGAGAUUUCAGCGGCCACGUGAGAAAUUAGAGGCAAGUCCCUAGAAAAUUAAGCAUUAUUCAGUCCGGUGGAACGUUCUGUCUACUGUAAGGUUAAGUCUCCGGAUGUCUUGACACUUGAGUGCCAUGUAAAGAAGGGUCGUCCUCUUGGUAUCCGGGGAGGCUUGCACCAGCUGAAUGGGUGAGCGUGGUUUGAAAUUUAGGUUAUUUGAAAACCCGAUUUCUUCAAAAAAAAAAAUGCUUUCAUAAAAUGUGGGCAUUUUUCUUAUUGUGGCAGACAGCAUAGUUUGUGAUAGUUUGUGUAAACCAGGCAAAAACUAUUACUAGGUUGAGCCAUAUGAAAUUGCUGAUAUUGAACCAUUAAAAAGAAAAAAACAAAUGGCAGUUUCAUAUGGUUCGAUAUAAUAUAAUUAGAUGCUUUUUAUUCCCCCCCCCUUUCCUUUCUGUCUACCCUAAAGUCCAUUUUGACUUUAUCAGGGGCACCCGUGGGAUUUGUAAGCUUGAAAAACAAGCUAAACCACAUAUCUAACCCCAUGAGGCUCAGAAUUACCUAGGCUAGUGAAGGACUUAAGAAGACCUACGAGCCACAGCCAGAGAAACCGCUUUUUUAGAGAGCCCCUGGAUGGGAGGUCAUUGUGUCGUGGGUGUUGUGUCAGAGUGCAGAGAGCAGCUUGCCAGGCUGGAGAUGUGCAUAUGUGCCCGUGCCCAGAACCAGCACAAGUUUUAUUCGGUGGAGUUCUCUCAGUAAUGGCCAGUCAAGCCUAUAAAGGUGAGGCUUGUGUGUAUGUUGGGUAUUUGCAGAGAUGGAUGGGCUGGCCGGCUCUUUGGUUGGGUCUUUAUAAAGCCUUGUUUAUCUCUUAUGUCGCUUACUUGUUUAAUUUUGGAGGAAAGAAACUACCGGAAAAACCCUGAUAUGGUUCAUGAAAAUAGCCACCCUGGCUGUUUAGGGACCCCCCCCCCCCGUCUUAAUUAACGUCAAGGCUAUGUUGUCAUUAAUGGUUUUCCAGGAAGCUUUCAGCAACUUAAUAAGAAAUCAAGGAGGAAAAAUAACCAGAGUUCUCCAUCCGAGGCCUACGUCGAUCCACAGAUUGUUGUGUUUUCCCCAAAAGGGUCUUGUAGUCUUGACUGCAAACCUUUUAUUUGGACCUACUUAAAUAUAAGCAAGUGGAGAUUUGCCAAGACCAAAAUUUUGCUAGGGUUGUAGUUACUUGGUUGGAUUUUUUUAUUCAGUGGAUAGGAGUAAGUCACUGACCUAUGGUUCUAAUUUUUGUUUGCAAGAUGUGGGGAAUAAUCCUGACCUUACUAGAGGUCCUGGGAAAUGAGUCCAUUCAUUGAAACGCUUCCGUGUUUCUAGAAGUACUAUGGCUAUGAUGAGUGGGGGAAAGUGCGUGCCACUAAGCCCAGAAACCAUCUAACGCGAGGCCAACUAUCUGCAGCCAGCCUGGCCUAAAUCAGGUUGAAACGGCUGAGUGCAUCCAAUUUCACAUCUUUUUAACACGUUUAACAUCUUAUAAACAUAUUUGUUCCAGGUUGGGGGGGGGGGGGGGGGGGUGACAGUUCAGCAGAGCUGGAUAAUUCUAGCACACAAGUUCUCAACCAUGGCUGCCCAUUAGGAUUACCUGGCUAGUUUUUUUUUUUUUUUUUUUUUUUU
Molecule: messenger RNA, 5083 nt
Organism: Panthera uncia (snow leopard)
Lineage: Eukaryota; Metazoa; Chordata; Mammalia; Carnivora; Felidae
Gene: SLC9A7
Product: solute carrier family 9 member A7
Exons: 17
Coding region: 151-2349 (732 amino acids)
Biological process (GO): sodium ion transport; proton transmembrane transport; regulation of pH
Cellular component (GO): recycling endosome; membrane
Molecular function (GO): sodium:proton antiporter activity
Source: RefSeq, a predicted model, not a curated record